Molecule: messenger RNA, 1098 nt
Organism: Salvia splendens (bonfire salvia)
Lineage: Eukaryota; Viridiplantae; Streptophyta; Magnoliopsida; Lamiales; Lamiaceae
Product: heavy metal-associated isoprenylated plant protein 36
Exons: 3
Coding region: 102-1001 (299 amino acids)
Molecular function (GO): metal ion binding
Source: RefSeq, a predicted model, not a curated record
GGGCAGUCUCGUCAUUUAAAAAAAUACUCCGUGCAGUAACUCUCUCUAGUCUACUAUCUUCUCUUGUAUUCCCAUUUCCCACACUCUCCAUCUUUCAGUUCAUGGCGUCUGGACAAGCAGAUCAAGAACCCCCACAACCUCCCUCUCUUCAGUACCAGACAUGGGUUCUAAAAGUUUCCAUCCACUGUCAAGGCUGCAAAAGGAAAGUAAAAAAAGUGCUCCAAAGCAUCGAAGGUGUUUACACAAUAAAUAUCGAAGCGCAGCAGCAAAAAGUCACCGUUACCGGCAACGUGGACGCGCAGACCCUCAUCAAGAAGCUGGUCAAGACAGGCAAACAUGCAGAGCUCUGGCCAGAGAAUCCCAAGCCCAAGGACAAGAAAGGAAACGACAAAGAAACCGACCCUAAAAGCUCCGAAAACACCGAAGAUGAAGACGACGACCCGCCGCCUGAUAACGGCAACGUCAAGAUCAGCUCCCCGCGCCUCGCCGGCGGAAACGGCGGACCUACCGUCAAGUUCAUGCUCGACCAGCCGCCGGAAAAUGCCUCCGCCGGGGACAAGCCACCGCCGCCUGAGAAUAAAAGCGGCGGCGGCGGUGGAGGUAAAAAGAAGAAAAGGCGGGGGCGAAAAGGGAAUAACAGUAGUGGAGGAAAUAAAAAUAGUGGUGGGAAUAGUGCGGGAGCACCGGGUAAUGGUGCGGCGUCUAGCACAGGAUUGGAGAUUCCGAGGGUGGGAAUCACGCAAGCCGUUGAUCAGAUCAAUGUGAGCCCUCCACCGCUGAGUGCGGCGUAUCCUAGCGUGCCAGGUGCGCCGCAGCAAGCGUAUGUCAUGAGCUACAAUGCGGCGUAUCCUAGCGUGCCAGGUGCGCCGGGGUACUACGUGGCGCCGUCGCCGUAUGCUUACGCGUAUGGGCUGCCGGAGGAGUACGUGGCACAAGCGCAGCCGUUGGAUUCGUUCGAGGUGUUGAGCGAUGAGAAUCCUAAUGCAUGUUGCCUCAUAUGAUAAUUAUGUUUUGGUUUUUUUUUGCGAAUGUAUAUAUCGAAUUUUGAAUAUGGUAGUGACUAAUGUCUAAUGUUGCAUUAAAACGUUUUAAUGCUCA